Messenger RNA from Trichogramma pretiosum, 2057 nucleotides. It is a transcript of the gene CCT4, whose product is annotated as T-complex protein 1 subunit delta. The coding region runs from base 198 to 1799 and encodes 533 amino acids. Gene Ontology annotation, biological process: protein folding. Gene Ontology annotation, molecular function: ATP binding; ATP hydrolysis activity; ATP-dependent protein folding chaperone. The transcript is spliced from 8 exons. NCBI's taxonomy places the organism in Eukaryota, Metazoa, Arthropoda, Insecta, Hymenoptera, Trichogrammatidae. Gene Ontology annotation, cellular component: chaperonin-containing T-complex. The record is from RefSeq and is a predicted model, not a curated record.
CGUGCAGAGUUCGUGACGCGCACAUAAUAGAGACUCCAUCCACGAUCCGCUAAACCUAACCUACCGCUCGUUCAGCACUACUCUGCCUUCGUGUGCGUGUGUGCGAUCUCGAGACGUUGUUCGUUAACGACAAUUACGAAAAUAAAUAGAAAAACUUUUGCGUACAAUUUGUUUAACUAAAGGUAAAAUCGUUCAACAUGACGAUGACAAUGGGCAACGACAGCAGACGCGGGACACGUCAAGCUUACAAGGACAAGACCAAGCCCAACGAUAUUCGCAUGAGCAACAUCGCUGCGGCCAAAGCUGUUUCUUAUGCUAUCAGAACUAGCUUGGGACCCAGGGGAAUGGACAAAAUGAUCCAAGCUGGUAAUGGGGAAGUCACAAUUACAAAUGAUGGAGCCACAAUUUUGAAAGAGAUGAAUGUUAUUCAUCCAGCAGCAAAAAUGUUGGUAGAAUUAUCAAGGGCACAAGAUAUUGAAGCUGGUGACGGAACUACCAGUGUUGUCGUUAUUGCUGGCGCCUUAUUAGAAGCUGCUGAGCGUCUGCUUCAGAAAGAUAUCCAUCCAACUUUGAUCAGUGAAUCUUUCCAAAAAUCAUCUGCCAAAGCUGUAGAGAUCCUUAUUUCAAUGGCCAAGUUUGUUGAUAUGACAAAUAGAAAUGUACUAGUCAUGACCGCUGCCACGUCUUUGAACUCCAAGGUUGUAUCUCAACAUUCAAGUCUUUUAGCUCCAAUUGCCGUGGAUGCUGUACUGAAAGUAACAGAACCUGGCAAGGAACAAGCUGUCGAUUUACAGGACAUCAAAGUAAUCAAAAAACUUGGAGGUACUGUUGAAGACACUGAACUUAUUGAUGGAUUAGUAUUCACUCAUAAGUCGUGCAACAUUAAUGGGCCAAAACGUAUUGAGAAGGCAAAGAUUGGUUUGAUUCAGUUCUGCAUCUCUCCACCAAAAACAGAUAUGGACCACAAUGUAAUUGUUUCUGAUUAUACAGCUAUGGACCGUGUACUGAAAGAAGAAAGAGCCUACAUUCUCAACAUUGUUAAACAAAUUAAGAAAGCUGGAUGCAAUGUUCUCCUUGUUCAAAAAUCUAUUCUUCGAGAUGCUGUCAGUGAUUUGGCCAUUCAUUUCUUAGAUAAAAUCAAAUGUAUGGUCAUCAAAGACAUUGAAAGAGAAGACAUUCCUUUCAUUUGCAAAUCUCUUGGUAUCAGACCUAUUGCUUCCCUCGACCACUUUACUCCUGAAAAUCUUGUCAAUGCUGAGCUUUGCGAGGAAAUUCAGACUGGUAACUCCAAAUUUGUUAAAAUUACUGGUGCUCAAAACCCAGGAAAAACCGUUACCAUUGUGGUUCGUGGUAGCAACAAACUCGUUUUGGAAGAAGCUGAAAGAUCUUUGCACGAUGCUCUCUGUGUCAUCCGUUGUUUGGUUAAACAAAACGCUAUUCUGGCUGGCGGUGGUGCUCCAGAAAUUCAAAUUUCUAUGCAAUUGGGAAAUCACUCAAGAACACUCACUGGUGUUGAUGCUUACUGCAUGAAGGCUUAUGCUAAUGCACUUGAGGUUAUCCCAAUGACACUUGCUGAAAAUGCUGGUUUGAACCCAAUCUCAACGGUCACCGAGCUGCGCAAACGUCACGCCAAUGGCGAAACCGGCACGGGCAUCAACGUUCGCAAGGGUACGAUAACGCGUAUGUACGAGGAAGACGUCGUUCAACCUUUGCUCGUUUCGAGUUCCGCCAUUACUCUGGCUACCGAGACAGUGAGGAGUAUCCUCAAAAUCGAUGACAUUAUCAAUACAUUCAACUAAGAAGCUAGAUCGAAGCACUUGUUUUUUAUUGAACAAGCACACUUUUUCUCAUUUAAGAUGCAUUUAACACCCAUAAUCUAUGCCCACACAUCUUCAACGCUUACUUACAUGCAUUUUUCAAAGAAAGAAAGUUUAUAUACAGUAUAUAAAAAAAAGUUCUGAGAGCUUAGGACGUUGUAUGAAAUGUUGUAUUUUACUCACCUUUUUGAAGGAGAGACUUCGGUUAAAUAAAGAAGUACAAGUUUUUAUAUCACAAAA